UUUCCCUCGCGAUUCAUUUCCCGGCAUCUUGAGCGUCUGCUCCACUGGAUCGAUCCCCGUGGUGGUAUUAGGCCAAAGAGUAUUGAACCAUUUCGCCUCUCUUCGGAUCAUUAUGGAUCAUAACACCGAUAUUAGCGCCCCUCAUUCCAUGGGAACCACCAUUAUUGGCGUUACUUACAAUGGCGGUGUCGUUCUCGGAGCUGACUCUCGAACUAGCACCGGAGUAUAUGUUGCAAACCGAGCUUCAGACAAAAUUACGCAGUUGACUGAUAAUGUCUAUGUUUGUCGCUCUGGAUCGGCUGCUGAUUCUCAGAUUGUAUCUGAUUAUGUGCGCUACUUCCUUCAUCAACACACCAUACAACUGGGACAACCUGCAACAGUCAAAGUUGCCGCAAACCUUGUCAGACUUCUCUCCUAUAACAACAAGAAUUUCUUAGAGACUGGUUUAAUUAUUGGUGGAUGGGACAAAUAUGAAGGUGGUCAAAUCUAUGGCGUUCCUCUUGGUGGAACUAUAGUUCAACAACCUUUUGCAAUUGGAGGAUCUGGCUCUAGUUACUUGUAUGGAUUCUUUGACCAAGCCUGGAAAGAAGGAAUGACCAAAGAUGAAGCUGAGGACUUGGUUAAAAAGGCGGUUUCACUUGCCAUUGCACGUGACGGUGCUAGUGGGGGCGUUGUCCGAACAGUUACUAUAAAUUCAGAGGGAGUCACUAGGAAGUUUUAUCCUGGGGACCAACUUCCUCUGUGGCAAGAGGAACUGGAGCCGCAGAACUCUCUGCUGGACACCCUUGGUGCCCCUGAGCCGAUGAGCAUCUGAAGAACUCGCUGCUCUUUGAUGCACCAUCUUCAAUGAUCUAAGAUUGUGUGGUUACAUUAUUUAGACGAAGUAGCGCAUUUAUUGUUGUGAUUCAUGUAGGGUCUCAAUUUGACACGCGGCAAGUUUGAUUAUUUGUUAUUUGAGUUUGGUUGAUUCGUACAGGAUUGUUUGGAAUUGUGACUAGAUCCUUCAAAAGAAGCUUUUUAAUUGCGAUUUGCAAAAUGCAAGGUAAAUAUGAGGAGAGUUUUGUGU
Molecule: messenger RNA, 1066 nt
Organism: Neltuma alba
Lineage: Eukaryota; Viridiplantae; Streptophyta; Magnoliopsida; Fabales; Fabaceae
Product: proteasome subunit beta type-6
Exons: 8
Coding region: 113-814 (233 amino acids)
Cellular component (GO): cytoplasm; proteasome core complex
Molecular function (GO): threonine-type endopeptidase activity
Source: RefSeq, a predicted model, not a curated record